Messenger RNA from Oryzias melastigma (Indian medaka), 1785 nucleotides. RefSeq names its product rho-related GTP-binding protein RhoU. Gene Ontology annotation, molecular function: GTPase activity; GTP binding. NCBI's taxonomy places the organism in Eukaryota, Metazoa, Chordata, Actinopteri, Beloniformes, Adrianichthyidae. The record is from RefSeq and is a predicted model, not a curated record. The transcript is spliced from 5 exons. The coding region runs from base 811 to 1665 and encodes 284 amino acids. Gene Ontology annotation, biological process: small GTPase-mediated signal transduction.
GUUUGUGGGCUUUGUUUAUUUGUUUACUUUAGGUAAUUUUGGUUAGUUCAUUAGCAGGAGCUGUUGUCUAGAAUAAAUUAUUCUAUUUGUUGCUUUUUCGCAUAAAUUAAAUCUAAACAAAUAUUUUGAUACAUUAUUUAGUUCAUGUUGUUGCUGCGUCUCAGCCAGAAUUUCUGUACUGACUUCAAACAGGUUUUUUUGUUGCACACACUGUUAAAUAUGGUCAAAAUGUUGGGAUUUGGUAAACUACUAAGCAUUAUGGGUAAUGUAGUCAGUGUGCUUCAACUAUUUGUGAAUGAGUUUUCUAACUAUUUUGUUUACUGUUACAGUCCAAAAUAGGCAAACUUUUAAAAACAUUUUCAUUCUUCUUCCAUCAGUCACAAAGGCAGGGUCACGUGAUGUUCUCCUCGCCUCCAGAUUCGCUGUCUUUGUCUCAGGAAGGAGCUGAGUUCUCCUCACGCGGGAGAACGGGCUUCUUCCUGUGUCUACUUCCGCCUGUGAACGCCAGAGGGCGCCAGAGUAAGCCACAGAGAGAUGAGCGUGGAGCCCGGAGGAGUUUUGGGAGUGGGCGCGCGGGGGCCUUCAUGUGGGGGAGAGACCUGAAGUUCAGCUGAUCAGACACAAAGAGGGAGAAGCGCGGGAAGAGUCAGGGGAAACUUGGAGAGAUCUCUGAGUUUUCUCUGGAUGAUGUAAUGUGAAUGUUUACUCGGUCACAGAAGGAGGUCGUGUGUAUCUUUCAGCGCGGGAUCAAGGAUUGGCGUAAGCUCGGAUCUGCUGGAGGUUCUGCUGCUUCAUCUGCUCGUCUGAGCCAUGCUGCCGCAGGACGUCGGGGCGCACAAGACCCCGCGGGUGUCGGAGCCCUUCUGUGAGGGAGAAGCUUCCCGGCAGGUCCCGCCGCGGCUCCUGAGGAACCGGGACUUCCCCGCGAGCGCGAGGCGCCGGCGGUCCGGUUCGGCGCCGGAGCGCCGGGUGAACUGCGUGCUGGUGGGGGACGGGGAGGUGGGCAAGAGCAGCCUGAUCGUCAGCUACACCACCAACGGAUACCCCGCUGAAUACGUGCCGACGGCCCUCGACAACUUUACCGUGGUGGUGGUGGUGGACGGGAAACCGGUGCGGCUGCAGCUGUGUGACACGGCGGGACAGAAGUGGGGGCUGCUCGAUGGAUCAGUCAAUCAGGACGAGCUGGAGCUCCUGCGGCCGCUGUGCUACCGGAACGCCGACGUCUUCCUGCUCUGCUACAGCGUGGUCCGCCCCUGCUCCUUCACCAACCUCACCCACAAGUGGCUCCCGGAGAUCCGGCGGCACUGUCCCGGCGCCCCGCUGGUGCUGGUCGGCACCCAGCUGGACCUGCGGGAGGACGUGCAGGUGCUGAUCCAGCUGGCACAGAACCAGCAGAGGCCGGUGGGCACCGAGGAGGGCCAGCAGCUCGCCCAGGAGCUGGGGGCGGCGGCCUUCGCCGAGUGCUCGGCGCUGACCCAGAAGAACCUGAAGGACACCUUUGACUCGGCCAUCCUGGCCAGCUUCCAGCAGGCGGAGCGCGUCGCCGUCCAGCAGCAGAAGAUGACUCUGCUGAGGAAGACUCCGGACAAGAUGAAGAACCUGUCCGAGACGUGGUGGAAGAAGAUCGGCUGCCUGAUGGGAGAGCAGAGCUGCCCCAUCAAGUGAAAACCCGCUUCAUUCAUCCUGCUUUUCAAUGAUGUUCAUUUAAAAUAGAUAUUUAUUUAUUUAUACGUGUUUUGACUGAGCGCGCGCACAAGCAUUGAUUAAACUUUGUUACCCCCCCGG